AUGAACGCACCCCAGAUCCCCGAACGUCGCCCCAUCAAGAGGGUAUUGCAACGUACGGAGGAGGAAAGUACGCUGGAGCAUGAGAGGGAUUCUCUGAACCUUGAGUAUAAACGACUGACGAAACAACUGAAGCCGCAAAACAGCUUCAAUUCGGCUUAUUGGGAGACAGCGGCGCAAGUGCACGAGAUCCGUGGUCUAAGAAGCGAGGUCAGGCGCAAGAUUUCGGUUCGAGAUUUCAUCAAUGCCGGUGGAGAUGAAGAAGGAUGGGCAAGAUCGGAGGCGGCCGCUAAUUUUCUAACGGAAUCGAAGGCUGAAAAGGUUCGUGGGGACAUAUGUCGCCGGCAGGCAGAAAGGGUAGCAGUACCACCGGAUGGAAGGAUGAAACCCUUCCGGCGAUCAACAUCAAGCAAGCUGGGCAUCGGCAUUACAGGUACGGGUAUGGGGAAGCGGGAUUCCACCAUGCAAGGCAGGUUCCGUGCCGACAUGAUACAGGCGUACAAUUCUACCUGUGACAAGGGGGAAACUACCACAGAGUUGUUGUGGUGUCCCAUCCGCUCCAAUUGGUUCAACAAGGACACUAUGACGGCGGCACACAUCUUUGGGGUGAUGCAUGGUCAACAAAUGAUGGACACGCUGUUUGGGGAACGCGAUGAGCCGGAGCUUUUCUUGCCUCGGAAUGGCUUGAUCAUCCACACGGCCAUAGAGAAGAAGAUCGAUUCAGGGUACUAUGUUAUCGUGCCCUUGCUGCCCGAGAAUCCGACGCCCGAGCAGCAUCAUCAAUGGCAGACCACGGAGCCGAAGGAGUACCAACUCAGGGUAUUAAACCCGAAUGACCCCUAUGGGACAAAGAUAAUCGACACUGACGGCAUAACCUAUAACGACCUGGAUGGAAAGAAACUGGAGUUUCGGAGCGAUUUCCGGCCGCGGGCACGAUAUCUGUAUUUCCUUUUCUGCGUCUCGGUCCUUCGCCAAGCUUGGAAGGAAAACCGCGAAUACAACAUCUUACGAAAAAAGCUGGGCAAGUACUUUUGGGGUACAGGGGGCCGAUACAUAAUGAAUAAUAUGCUUCUCUCUUUGGUGGAAGAAGUUGGGCACACCGGCGCAGACCUUGGGGAGAUUGCGGAGCGGGAUCAAGACGACUCCGGUGAGGAGGACAUUGUGCUAGCUGCAGCGAGCCAGCAAAUCCAAUCAGCUGCAAAGAAUAGCGAUGAUGAGGACGACGAGGACGAUUAUGAUGAUGACGAUGACGAUGAUAACUAG
Messenger RNA from Exophiala dermatitidis NIH/UT8656, 1260 nucleotides. RefSeq lists its product as uncharacterized. The transcript has 2 exons. Lineage: Eukaryota; Fungi; Ascomycota; Eurotiomycetes; Chaetothyriales; Herpotrichiellaceae. Bases 1 to 1260 code for a protein of 419 amino acids. The record is from RefSeq and is a predicted model, not a curated record.